UUCGUGCUUUGGUUAAAUGGAUUUAAACACGAUGAACUGUGAUUCAAGCUAUUUAUAGCUAUGGGAUAUGAGAGUCCUAUGUCACUUAAAAUUGAGAUAAACAUAGAGAAUGAACUCGGAGUUUUUGAGCCUCGAGAUGAUGUUGCUGGUCAUAUAUUAAUAAAAACUGAAGAAGAUACAGAAAUUGAUAGUUGUAUUGUGUGGUUAUAUGGAUUGGCUAAAACCCGUUGGAAUAUUGAAAAUGAAAGCUAUAUGAAUAGACCUGGUUCAUUAGCAAGUGGAAUUAAUUUAUCAAGAUCUAUUUCAAAUUUUAAAAAAUUCACUAAUACCAAUGUUUGUAUUACGGAAAAUAAAAUUUGCAAAUUACUUUCAAAUGCAUCAAAUGUUUUGAAACAAACAAAAUCAUGUAAAUCGUAUGAAACUGUAUCGCCACGUACACAUUUAACUUGUUGUGCUGAUCGUGGUUACUUAUCUGAUACACAUUUUAAAUCCAAUUGUAAUUAUAAUCAUUCGUCAUGUGCAUUAGAUCAUGAUUUAAUUUGUGAAUCACGAAUUGGUGAGUCAUGGAUUUCAGCUUCAGGAUCGUUUACAUCUUCAUUGGAUGCUGAAAGCAGUAUUAAAAGUAGUCAAAGUUUUAAUAAAUUAGUUUCACCAGGUUCUACUAUUAAUAAUAACGAUUAUCCUCCGAGAUCAUUUCAACAGAUAACGAAAACAACAGACAAAAUAUAUGAUUCAACAUGUCUUCCUAAUUUCUGUUUAGAACAAUGGAAAAGAUUAUUUGAAAUGGAUGAGGAGAAGAAAGAAUGUGUAUAUCAUGGUGAUUUACAAUUAAUUUAUAAAUCGAAACUUGAUUUGCUUAAACAAUACAAUGAUGUUUUGUCAAGUAAACAUAUGGAGAAAACUGGUCAGUUAGCAACAAGUAGCACUACUGAAACAUUGAAAAGUGAUAAUAAUUUAAACAAAACCCCAAAUGACAUUGAAUUACAUUAUGAUAAGUUUAGUUUAAAUGAGCAAACAAAUAAACAUAUAUUGUCGAAUAAUACUAAUAAAAAUUAUCAUGAUCUAGUAAAUGAUAAUAAUAAUACCAGUGAAAAAUUACAAUCAUCCAUUGAUAAACAUAGCAGAACAAAAACAAAAUUUACAUUGACACGUGGUAUACAUGUAUUUUACUUUGAAUUUCAACUACCAGCAGAUUUGCCUAGUACAUUUGAAUUACCGACAAACUGUUUGGCUGGUGGUGCAUCAGCAUCUAUUACAUAUGCUGUACGUAUUGAAUUACGUAAUAAUCGUUUAAAAUUAAGGCAUAUACAACAACGUGAAAUUAUUGUAUUCAGACCAUUAGAAUUAAUACAUUUCCCCAGAUUAAGAUGUAAAGAAAUCAAAUUUUUUGGGGAUAGAAAAAAUAGAAAUGAAGUACCAUCUUUUAUGCUGCAUAGUCAUUUAUUGAGUUAUAUCGAGGUUAUAAUUCUAAGAGAUUUAGGAGUAAUCUUAAUAACUGAAAGUUGGCAAAAUUAUUUUACAUCACAACAAUAUUUUGUUAAAAAAUCAAUUAGUGUUUGUCAUUUGGCUAUUAUAAAGGAUCGAAUAACAUUACAUCGAGAAUUUGUAUCAUUAGGCUGUUGUUCACAUCCAAGUGGAUUAAUUCUAUGCGAUUUAGCCGUGAAUAAAACUGGAUUUGUUCCCGGGGAAACAAUUAUUCCUCAAGUUCAUAUCACUAAUCGAUCUAGUCGUGCUAUACAAACUGUACAUUUAACAUUUGCACAGACAGUCUUUUUAAAAGGUAUCAAUAAACAAAAUCAUAUUGAAGUUUUACGUAUUUUUGCGACAAGAUUAAAUGCUCAAUCAACAUUGUCCGGAUAUAAUUUAUUUGAACAAUUAGAUAUGAAUAAAAUUUCUGGUGUAUUUUCUUCAUCAAAUUCAUUUUCAUCAAGAAGUUCAACAAAUCGUUUUGAACGUAGUGAACAACAACAAAAAACACAUCGAUAUAACAAUGUAAAUAGUAAAAAUGAUAAACAGAUUAAAUCCCAAACAAAACAUAAACACCGACAAAAAUUACAUCAGAAUUCUUUAUCAACAAAUAUUAUCGCUGUACCAGAUCAAGGUGGUCAAGCAUAUUUCACAGAUUUAAUACAUGUACCACCUCUCCCAACUAGUGGAUUAUUUGGUAGACAAAAUUUAAUUUAUUUAGAAUAUUCGUUAAUUUUACGACUUCGUAUGCAAGGUGAUAGAGAAGGUAAGCAUGAUCACUGUAUGCAAAUCCCAAUUACAAUCGGUUCUGACCCAACUAGAGAAACAUCGUUCAUUGGAAAUGAUGAAGUUGUACCUUGUUAUGCAUCAUUUGAUUUUGCUUCUGGUGAUAUUAUAGAAUAUGAUCCAUUAAAUCAAUCUAAUUCAAUACGUUUAACUCCGGUUUAUAGAUAUUUUAAACCGAAACCUAUUGAGCAAUCACCAAAUAAAUUAAAUAAUAUAAAAUUUUCUUCUAAUUCACCAUUAAAUAAUAAUAAUAAUAAUAGUGUAAAAUCAUUACAAAUUCUAUCAAAAUCUAGUCCUUCAAUAUUAAAACAACCGAAUAUUAUAAAUACUUCAACUAAUAAUAUACCUAUUACAAAAGAUAAUCAUCAAAAUUCAUUGAAAUCUACAAAAUCAUUAUCAUCACCAUCAUCAUCGUCAUCAUCACUUUGUCAUGAUAAGGAAUUCAUUCCACAGAAACAAUAUAAUCAAUCAUUGAAUAAUACAACUUGUUUGGUUAAUAAUAAUAAUAAUAAUAAUAAUAAUAAUAAUAAUAAUAAUGUAAUGAUAACUACUAUUCCAGGAUUAUUGAAUUCUGAUGAUCCUAAAUCAGAGAAUUAUUCACAUAAACAAUUUCCAAAUAAAAAGCUCAAACCUACUUCAUUGAAUAAAUUAAAACGUCAAAAUAAUAUUCAAGACAUAACACCAAUACAUAAAAUGAAUAAUAUGAAUUCAAUUGAUUUAAUAACUAUGAGAAAUGAAUCACCUCAAUUACGUUUAUCAAAUCAACAAUAUUUUGAUGAUGGUAAUAUAACGUUACGUGAUAUAACAAUAAUGAAUAUUGAAAAUAAAAUUAAUUCAUUAUCCUCUAAAUUGAAAUCAUUGAAAAAAACACAAUCUGAUGCUUUUAAUUUAUCAAAAUCUAAAAAACAAAACUAUAAACAACAAUCAUUAACAAAUUAUCAUAAGAAAUAUUCAGAGAAAAAUGAAAAAGCACAUUUGGUAUCUGAUCAUUCCUCUUCAACAUCAUUACCUCAUCAUCAUCAACAUCAUGAACAUCGUCUUCAGAAUUAUUAUCACCAUCAUCAUUCUUCUACUUCUCCACCAUGUUUAGAAAAUUCUAAAUUAGAAUAUAAAUGUAAAUCGCAAACAAACAUUCCGAUUCAUCAGUAUUUAAAUGAUUUAUUAUUAGAUCAACCAUUAUCAUAUGAUGUAAUUAAUAAAAAUGUAAAAAUUACACGAAAUCAAUCCAAUGAUCAUAGUUAUUGUUAUAAUUUAGAUUCUAUUCAUGCAAACCAAAUGGAUUAUACAAACGUUAUUCAUAAUGAUAGUGAUAAUGAUGGUGAUGAUGAUGAUGAUGACGAAAACGACGUGGAAGAAGUUGAUGAUGAAGAGGGGGAGGACAAUGAGAAUGACGAAGAAGACACUGAUGAAGAUGAUGGGGAUGAAGAAGAUGAUGAAGAUGAUGGUGGUGAAGAAGAAGGCAAUAUUCCAUCUGGAAAUAAUAACUAUGAUGAUAUCACUAGUGAUGAAAUAAAUAAAUAUACAAUGAAAACUAAUCAAUUUCAUACAUAUCCGUGUGAUACUUUAAAAUACUGUACAGAUAAAAUACCUAAACUAGAUAAAAUAUCAAUUAAACCGCAUGAAAAUUUUGAUAAUUCUUAUCACACUGAUGAUAACGUUGACAAAGAGAGUGACGAUGAAGAUGACAGGGAUAAUGACAAUCAAAUAGUGGAUAGAAUUAACAACCUAAAAGAUAAUCGUCAAAUAGGAGAUUAUGAAGAAGUAACACUAAAGCAAUAUGAUACACAGUCAAAACAUAUUUUAAGCAUAUCUUAUGAAGAUUCAACUAAUGAAAAUGAUAAUACAUCAUCCGACAUAACAGAUUUAUAUCAUAAAGUUCAAAAAAUAUCAGAUAAUAAACAGAUUUCAUUGAAUUAUAGAUUUAAACAAGCCAAAGAUUUAUACAAUGCUUAUUGGAAUUGUCCAAAAGUGGCACCUAUUGUAGGUCGUAAGUCUGAUACUGAUGGAUUUUGGACGUAUGGUCAUGGAAGUACCAAUGAAAACAAUAAUAAUAAUAAUAAUAAUAAUAAUAAUAAUAAUACUGACUCGUAA
Molecule: messenger RNA, 4344 nt
Organism: Schistosoma intercalatum
Lineage: Eukaryota; Metazoa; Platyhelminthes; Trematoda; Strigeidida; Schistosomatidae
Source: the annotation of a GenBank genome assembly